AGAGUGUCUUCCCUCAUCUCUUCUGCCAUAUUGUCCAUACAUUUCUACCUGAUUGUCUGGAAGAAAUCUAACGACAUUUUCAAUCUCAAAUCAUGAAGUCUGCCCAAUUCAUUGGAGACGGAACUAUGGCAAAUCCUGGAACUUUUUAAAGCAAAGUUCCCUGAAAUCUGUGUAACUCCGGAUAUCACAGCGAUCACAGUCAAUUAAAUGAGUUCCCUGAGAUUUGCUAAACAACAUAUCGAACUUGGCACUUCAAACCUGCCUAAUCUAAUAUUUCCCAAAUGUUUCAUCGCUCUCAUCUUCUUAGGCAGCUGGGGCUGGUUCAUUUCACCAUUAGUCUUAUUCGAGAUGCCCGGACGAGGCAUCUUCACCCGCUGCGCAAGGAUUCCUUCUUUCAUCCUUUUCAACUCCCGUUGAUCCCUAACUUUCAAGAUGAAUUCCUGAAACUGAAUCAUAUUAGCAUAAUCCUCUGACCUCAUGAAUUUAUCCACUUUAAUGGAUUUAUACAACAAAAUUGAUCAUAGUGUUCUCAAAGAGACCAGCUCUGAUAUUGCCUUUGGCAUGCUGAAGACAUUUAAUUUCACUUAUCUAUACUGGUAGUUGCCUGCUCCUCCAAGAGAAAACCCGAAACAAGAAUCUUUUCAGAGAAUUUUAAGUUCACUUGUCCACUUUUUGUUGGAAGAAUAAAGUGAUUAUCCGGAGAUUGUGCAUAGAAACGGCUAGAUUCAUGAACUCACCAGGAGUUGCAGGGGAGGAUUCGCCGGUAUUUGUAGACUGCACAGGUUCAACAGAAUUACAGGUAAUCUCAUCUACAUAUUUUCGCUUACUGCGAACCUGUGUUCUCAAGAACUCGCUUUCACAAGGGAGAAAAAAUCAUUCUUUUAUCUCUCGGAGGCGAUUUGCAUUUGCUAUAUGCACAACUUUUCAUAAUAACCUUAUUAACAUGUACACCAAGUGCGGAGCUUUGGUAGAUGCUCGUAAAGUGUUUGAUCACAUGAAAAUACGAAACACCGUCUCAUGGAAUACGAUUAUUGCAGCAUACCAAAGACACGAGCAUCCUCACGAUGCGGUCCAACUGUUUCACCAAAUGCAACGAAAUGGUCUCCCACCCGAUCAAUUCACAUUUGCCAGCGUACUCCCAGCCUGUGCCAAAAUGGGAGCUUUGGAAAUGGGUGUGGACAUCCAUCAAAGCAUAAAGGAUAGCGGAAUUUCGUCAGAUGUUGUACUUGCAACUGCCUUGGUAGACAUGUAUGCAAAAUGUGGAAGCAUAGACAGGGCACGUGAAGUAUUUGACAAAAUGCCUGAUAGAAAUGUGGUUUCAUGGAACGCCAUGAUUGCAGGUUAUGUACAAAUUGGAUUUGUUGAAACAGCUUUAGAAACUCUCAGGCAAAUGAAAUUGGCAAGUGUGAAACCAGACUCCGCAACCUUCGUCAGCAUCCUCCCAGCCUGUGCUAAAAUGGGGGUUUUAGAACAGGGCAUGGAUAUCCAUCAAAGGAUAAUGGAAGGGGGAUUUUUUUCAGAUAUUAUAGUUGGAAAUGCUCUGGUAGACAUGUAUGCAAAAUGUGGAAGCAUAGACAAGGCACAUAGACUGUUUGAUAAAAUGCCUCAAAAAGAUGUCAUCUCAUGGACUGCAAUGAUUGCAGGAUAUGCACAAAAUGGAUUUGUAGAAAAGGCUUUAGAAACUUUCAAGCAAAUGCAAAUAGCAGGUAUAAAGCCAGACUCCACAACCUUUGCCAGUAUCCUCCCCGCCUGUGCCAAACUGGGAGCUUUGGAACAGGGUAUGGACAUCCAUCAAAGGAUAAAGGAUAGAGGAAUUUCGUCAGAUGUUAUACUUACAACUGCUCUGGUAGACAUGUACGCAAAAUGUGGAAGCAUAAACAAGGCUUACGCACUGUUUGACAAAAUGCCUCAAAGAAAUGUGGUGUCAUGGAAUGCUAUGAUUGCAGGAUAUGCACAAAUUGGACUUGUUGAGAAGGCUCUAGAAACUUUCAAGCAAAUGCAAUUGGCAGGUGUAAAGCCAGACUCCACAAGCUUUGUGAGCGUCCUCCCAGCCUGUGCCAGAAUGGGAGCUUUGGAACAGGGCAUGGACAUCCAUCAAAGCAUAAUGGAAGGUGGAUUUUUGUCGGAUAUUAUAGUUGGAAAUGUGCUGAUAGAUAUGUAUGCAAAGUGUGGAAGUAUAGACAAGGCACGUGAACUGUUUGACAAAAUGCCUGAAAGAGAUGUAGUCUCAUGGAAUGCCAUGAUUGCGGGAUAUGCACAGAAUGGAUUUUGUGAGGCUGCUUUCAAAAUCUUUAAAUUAAUGGAGGACUCUAGAACAUAUCCUGACAUUGUAAGCUUUGCUUGUGUUCUAUGUGCAUGCAGCCACGCAGGUUUAGUGGAUGAGGGGUGUACUUACUUCAAUCGCAUGAGUAACCUUUAUUGCAUUGCACCUACAGUUGAUCAUUAUGUGUGCAUGGUUGACCUUAUUGCCCGCGCUGGCUAUCUAGACGAAACCCUAAACUAUAUUAUUAAGAUGCCAGUUAAACCUGUGGCGGUUGUUUGGAUGUGUUUCCUUGGUGCCUGUAGAUUACAUACGAAUAUAGGCUUAGGAGUAUUUACAGCAAUGUUGCUUUUUCAUUUGGAUCCUAAAAAUACUGCAACUUAUCUUCUUCUCUCAAACAUCUAUGCAGAAGUGGGCAGGUUUGAUGAGGUUCAAAAGGUAAGGAGAUUGAUGAAAGAUAGAGGAAUUCAAAAGAUCCCUGGAUGUAGUUGGAUUGAAAGUUGUAAGAUGGUACAUGCUUUUUGUGCAGGAGAUAGAUCACACCCACAGACACAGGAGAUAUAUGCAAAGUUGGAAAAAUUGGCUUGGGAGAUGAAGGCAGCAGGGUAUCUUCCAGAUUCAAAACAUUUGCUUAAUGAUGUGGAAGAGGAGGAAAAAGAAUUAUUUCUCUGCCACCAUAGUGAAAAGUUGGCAAUUGCAUUUGGUUUGUUAAACACUUCCCAUGGAACAACUAUUAGAGUUGUCAAGAACCUUCGAGUAUGUGCUGAUUGCCACACUGCAACGAAAUUUAUCUCCAAUAUUGUUGGAAGCGAAAUUAUUGUGAGAGAUGUGACCCGUUUCCAUCAUUUUAAACAAGGACAAUGUUCUUGUGGAGAUUAUUGGUGAUGCUAAAUGAAGCAAUUUAUAAAAUAUUAUAAUUAUGUGUAUAGAGACAGACCUGCAGUAAUAAUGAAGGGACGAGGUUUUAUUUUCAUUUUCUAAAAAAAUUGUUUUUCCUUUUUGGGUUUUGAGGAUUUAGCAAUUUGGACUGCAGUUAGAACCACUGCUUAUUUUUGUUUUGAGUAUAUGGCAGUCUAGACAAUGUUGUUAGAUUUUUAAAUUAGAUACAUGAGUCCAAUGCAAGGUAUCUGCCAAAGACCUGCUUUAUGAUAACAUGGAUGUUUGAUUGAAAUGUUUACAGGAAACCUGCACAUGUUUGAAAUGAAAAGUUCAAGGAGGAGGUGGAGAAUCGAAUAAGAAAAGGUGAGGAUCGUUUCAAGUGAAUGGAAAGAUGCUUGACAAGAUGAAAUGAGAGAGGAGGGUUUGGAGUGUUUGUCAAUAGACAAUUAUGUUGGCUUUUCAAACUAGAUGCAUAGAGUGCAAUGCAUAUAAUUACUUGUAUGCACUGUUGGGGGCAUUUGUCAAAGAUCUAUUUUAUGAUAACAUGGGCAUUUUGCUGAAUUGUUUCCACGAAACCUUCAAAUGUAUGAAAUGAAAAAAUCUUGAGAAAGUGAAGAAUGGGGAAGAAAAAGGUAAGGAUUGCUUAAGUAAACAGAAAGAUGCUCGACCAAGAAAAUGGGAGAGGAGAUCUCACAAUCGAGCCUUUUUAUUCUUUAUAGUUCUUUUGUUUGGUAUUGAUUGUUUUAUCCUUUGUUAAUGUCAAGUAGGCCAUUUGAGAUAAUAUUACACAAUCAA
Molecule: messenger RNA, 3934 nt
Organism: Cryptomeria japonica (Japanese cedar)
Lineage: Eukaryota; Viridiplantae; Streptophyta; Pinopsida; Cupressales; Cupressaceae
Product: pentatricopeptide repeat-containing protein At3g12770-like
Exons: 1
Coding region: 728-3145 (805 amino acids)
Biological process (GO): RNA modification
Molecular function (GO): protein binding; RNA binding; zinc ion binding
Source: RefSeq, a predicted model, not a curated record